GCCCACAAGGUCCACAACACCAGGCAUGAAAACAGAGGCGCAAACUGCCGGCAGAAUAUAAAUUAAGACAGUAUUGACAACAUAAUUACAUUAAAAUCUCUCACUCAGCACCUUUUUAGCUCUGUGUGUUUGCUAGCUAAACAGCAGCAUGUUUAUCUCCUCACAAAACUCAGCGCCCUCCUUCAAAGACUUCACCCUCGUCAUGCCAGCAGUGGCUGUUGGCAAUGUGGGUCAGCUGGCUGUGGACCUCAUAGUGUCCACUCUCAACAUGAGCAGGGUGGGCUACAUACACACAGACUGCCUCAUCCCCAUGGCUGGGAACAACCCGUACGCCACCUGCAAAGAGGACGUUGAGGAGCUGCACACCCCUGCAGAAGUUUACACAGCAACAGAACUGAAGUUGGCAGUUCUUCAGAUCAGAGCACCAAUUAUUCAGAAAAAAUCCAAAAAGUUCAGUCAGCUGCUUGUGUCCUGGAUCAAAGCCAGCGGGUUCUCCCGGACUGUCGUUCUGUCCAGCAGCCAUGCCUACCAGAGGGAUGACCAGCAGCUGGAAGGCACCCCUUUGAGGUACCUGGUCACUCCGGCCCUGCUGAAGGGGAACGCAGAUGCGUUGAAAGAGCUCGGCUGGAGGGAGAUGGAGCGAGUGGCAGCCUUCCCAGGCCUGACAGACGCCAACACAGAGCCGCGCCUCUACAUCCCCGGAGGAGGCAUAACCAAAGGACUCUACACAGACAGCUGUGCAGAGGAUCUUCCGCUGGCUGUGCUGCUGCUCUUCUGUUCAGAGGGCGACAACAUCCCAGACGCCUUCACGCUCGUCAACCACCUCAACGACUGGCUCCAUCUGCUAGCCAGUCCUAGCCAGAAGCCGAACAAAUGGAAGAUCCCAACCUCUUGGAGUCUUCUGUUUGGCAGCGGCUUCCCGCCAGCACUGUUCUGAGACACACAUAUUCUGUUUUUGCUAUUUUUAGCUCAUAAUUACCUUCUGCGGAAUGAAUUCUUCACUGGAGUCACAUCUGGUAGUGAAGAGGAUGAAUUUUUGUGUCCUAAAUUGAGAAUACUGACGGACACUUCCUGCUUUUUAACGAUGUGUUAUAUUGAAUUCACCUGGUCUGGACAUAAAACACUUGAACAUUUAUCGCAGUUUCCUUUAUUACAUUACGAUAUGUACACAACCCAAACAUGCACUUCUGGAAUACUAUUUUCUGGUAUUGCAGCAUUUGAAUGUUUUUUUUUUUUUU
Messenger RNA from Chelmon rostratus (copperband butterflyfish), 1238 nucleotides. It is a transcript of the gene psmg2, whose product is annotated as proteasome (prosome, macropain) assembly chaperone 2. Gene Ontology annotation, cellular component: nucleus; cytosol. The record is from RefSeq and is a predicted model, not a curated record. The transcript has 7 exons. Bases 149 to 937 code for a protein of 262 amino acids. NCBI's taxonomy places the organism in Eukaryota, Metazoa, Chordata, Actinopteri, Chaetodontiformes, Chaetodontidae. Gene Ontology annotation, biological process: proteasome assembly.